Molecule: messenger RNA, 1690 nt
Organism: Emys orbicularis (European pond turtle)
Lineage: Eukaryota; Metazoa; Chordata; Testudines; Emydidae
Gene: BMP2
Product: bone morphogenetic protein 2
Exons: 2
Coding region: 1-1179 (392 amino acids)
Biological process (GO): BMP signaling pathway
Cellular component (GO): extracellular region
Molecular function (GO): cytokine activity; growth factor activity
Source: RefSeq, a predicted model, not a curated record
AUGGUGGCCGCCAUCCGCUCCCUGCUAGCGCUGCUGCUGUACCAGGUGCUGCUGGGCGGCUCGGCCGGGCUCAUCCCGGAGGUGGGCCGGCGGCGCUUCAGCGACUCGGGCCGCGCCGCCCCGCAGGAGCUCCUGAGCGAGUUCGAGCUGCGCCUGCUCAACAUGUUCGGGCUGAAGCGGCGGCCGAGCCCCAGCAAGAACGCCGUCAUCCCGCCCUACAUGCUGGACCUCUACCGCCUGCAGGCCGGCCAGCAGCUGGGCCACUCCGCCCCGGGCUACCCGCUGGAGAGAGCCGCCAGCCGCGCCAACACGGUCCGGAGCUUCCACCACGAAGAAGCUUGGGAAGAACUCCCAGAAGCAAGUGGGAAAACAGCACGGCGCUUCUUCUUUAAUUUAACUUCCAUCCCUAACGAGGAGUUUCUCACCUCGGCUGAACUUCAGAUUUUUCGGGAGCAAGUGCAGGAAACCUUUGAGAACAAUAGCAGCUACCAUCAUCGUAUUAAUAUUUAUGAAAUUAUAAAGCCAGCCACAGCCACUUCUAAGGACCCUGCCGCAAGACUUUUGGACACCAGGUUGGUGCAUCAGAAUGCAAGUAAAUGGGAAAGCUUUGAUGUAACACCAGCUGUAAUGAGGUGGAUUGCACAUAGACAGCCUAAUCAUGGGUUUAUAGUAGAGGUGGUUCACUUGGACAAUGAGAGCAGUGUUUCCAAGAGGCACGUUAGGAUUAGCAGGUCUUUGCAUCAGGAUGAAGAUAGCUGGUCUCAGCUCCGGCCGUUGUUAGUAACUUUCGGCCAUGAUGGCAAGGGACACUCUCUCCAUAAAAGAGAGAAACGCCAAGCAAAACACAAACAGCGCAAACGCCACAAAUCCAGUUGCAAAAGACAUCCUUUGUAUGUGGACUUCAAUGAUGUGGGGUGGAAUGACUGGAUUGUUGCCCCACCAGGAUAUGGUGCCUUUUACUGCCAUGGGGAAUGCCCUUUUCCAUUGGCAGAUCACCUAAACACAACAAACCAUGCCAUUGUUCAGACUUUGGUCAACUCCGUGAAUUCCAAAAUCCCUAAGGCUUGCUGUGUUCCGACAGAACUGAGCGCUAUUUCCAUGCUCUAUCUUGACGAGAACGAAAAAGUUGUAUUAAAGAACUAUCAAGAUAUGGUUGUGGAGGGUUGUGGGUGCCGCUAACUAUAUUAGACAAAUACAAAAAAAGCUGACACUUUAAUAUUUCCCAAUGAAGACUUUAUUUAUGUAAUGAAAUGGAAAGAAAAAAAUACAACUAUUUUGAAAAUUAUAUUUAUGUCCACAAAAAGUUUGGGAAAACAAAUAUUUUAAUCAGAGAAUUAUUCCUUUAAAGAUUUUAAAUGUAUUUUAGUUGUACAUUUUAUAUGGGUUUAAUCCCAGCACAUGAAGUAUAAUGGUCAGAAUCUUAUUUUGUAUUUAUUUACUAUUAUAACCACUUUUUAGAAGAAUAGCUAAUUUGUAUUUAUAUGUAAUCAAAAGAAAAAAAAUAUAGGGUUUGUACAUAAUUUUCCUAAAGUGUAGCUGUUUUAAUUGUGUGUAUUUAAAUUGAAAAGAAUACAUGGAAGGUUACUAUGGCAAAGUGCAUAGCACAUUUGCUUUCUGCUGUGCUACUGUUAAGGUCACAAGUUCAAGUCCAGAAAAAAGUGGAUAAUCCACUCUGCUGACUUUCAAGAUU